Molecule: messenger RNA, 1111 nt
Organism: Hibiscus syriacus
Lineage: Eukaryota; Viridiplantae; Streptophyta; Magnoliopsida; Malvales; Malvaceae
Product: transcription factor MYB41-like
Exons: 3
Coding region: 34-1074 (346 amino acids)
Source: RefSeq, a predicted model, not a curated record
UUUGCAACUUUAAAUUCCUCCAAAGCAAAAUCAAUGGGAAGAACACCUUGCUGUGACAAAACUGGCCUCAAGAGAGGUCCAUGGACACCAGAAGAAGAUCUCAAGCUCACUAACUAUAUUCAGAUUCAUGGCCCCGGCAACUGGCGUACCCUCCCCAAGAAUGCUGGGCUGGAAAGGUGUGGAAAGAGUUGCCGUCUGAGAUGGACAAACUACCUUAGACCUGACAUCAAGAGAGGAAGGUUUUCGUUUGAAGAAGAAGAGACGAUAAUUCAACUGCACAGUAUCUUGGGCAACAAAUGGUCGGCGAUUGCAGCUCGGUUACCGGGAAGGACCGACAACGAGAUCAAGAACUAUUGGAACACUCAUAUAAGGAAAAGGCUUCUCAGAAACGGGAUCGAUCCGGUCACGCAUGCCCCUCGCCUCGAUUUUCUUGAUCUUUCGUCUAUUCUGAGCUCGACUUUGUGCAACCAGUCGCUUGUGAACGUGUCGAGCUUGUUAGGUGCACAGGCCCUACUGAACCCUCAACUACUGCGGCUAGCCAACACGCUCUUGUCGUUGAAACUAGAGAACCCUGAAAUAUUAUUACAAAGUCUCCAGCAGAACCAGCAGACUUGUAAUGAUUCUCAAGAAAACCUAGCUCCUCCUCCCACGUUACAAUCAAACCAGCUUCAAGUUCAAGCUCAAGUUCAACCCUCGACAUGCUCGACAUCGGCCACUGUUCCUUGCUCUUCGAUGCUAAGCCAAAUGGAACCCAUGAAAGCCGGUGGAGAAGAGUUUUUCUGCUGGCCGAAUUCCCUAGAAACGUUGGGUUCGCAGCCAAAUUAUGUUCGGUGUAGUGCGAAUCCGACGGUUCCUCUAAUAUCUGAAAAUUCGAACAUCCGGUCAGUGGAUGGGUGCAGCCAGAACUUUAACAUGGAUUCUUUGAGGUCAACGCCCAUAUCGAGUCCGACGCCGUUGAAUUCGUCGUCGACGCUCAUCAACAGCAGCAGCAGCGUGGAUGACGAGAGAGAGAGCUUCAGCAGCUUUCUCAAGUUUGAAAUUCCUAAUGGUUUGGAUUUCAGCGAAUUUAUGUAAAUAAUGCAUUAAACAUCAUAGGCUACAGCAUUUAGAG